UCUUGUGUGUGACCCUUUAUUACAAUGAAUAUCAGAAGAAGUAAAUUUUAAUAGCGUGUUGUCGACGUACACAAUUUGGUAUACGCGGACUGUAAAUGCAAUACACAAAAUUAUCCCUGUAAAUACCUGUACAGUUAACCAUUGAAGAGGGGGGGCACGCGCAUGAAUUAAGCCAAGUAACUUUCAGGAAUCAGCCUUGUUAUUGUUCGUUCUGGCAAUAAGUGUGUGGGUCUUCGGCGUAAUGGCUGCAUCAACGGAGAAAUCGAGUAUCGCAGGGCACGAAGACAGGAUGAGAUGUUUUGUUUGCGAUGGAGCAGCGACUGGAAGAUACUAUAUUCUUGCUACUUGCAGAACACAGACAUCCAGGAUAAGAUUAAUUGAAAAGUUGGGUCAGCUUGUCGGUGAAAGGUACAUGGUAGUAAUAUCUGAGGAUGAUGUCAUUUGCCGUAGUUGCGCAAACCUCAUGAAUACUCUGGAUCGUUUGGAAACUGAGAUGGGAUCUGUUCGUAAUGUUGUACUUCGAUUUUUGGAGAAGAAAUAUGCUUUAGAAGAGGGAGAAUUGCUGAACAAUAAGACAUCAGGGGUACCGUUGCCUCAAGUAUCGUCAGCCUCAUCUUCGAGGAAAACAGCCCCAACUACAGAAAAUUUUAUGUCACGCAAAAGAAAAGCAGCUCUAGCUGAACUAGAAAGUGAACGUGAGAAUUCUAUAGAUGCUUUAACAGGCAAAAGAAUGAAGAAUGACCCUAAAAAAGAUAUUUGGAUGCAGUGUGACAAGUGCAAAUAUACCACAAACUUAAAUUCUUUUAUGAUAAAUCACAUUCGACAACAUGUGAAGAAGAAGCAGCCAGAUCUUUGUGAGUUCUGUGGCGGUGAAAUCAAAGCAGGGUCGUGUUCAAAUAAUUGUUCUCUCAAGAAAAGGACGGAAAUGCCACAAAGCAGCACUUCUGGUACAUCAGUUGUUGUACAGAAUUCUAGGCCUGUAUCAGCAAGUAGCAGCAACUUUUCCAGACAGGCAACAAAGCCAUUUUCUGACAAUAUGAAUCGUCCAUCAGAUUCAGAUGCAGAAACAGUUCAAAUGAUAGCUGCUGAAAUAAAUGAAUAUAUAACUGCUAGAAGUGCUGCUGCUGCAGCAGCAGCAGAAGCAGUUGUCACUUCUGCUGCCUCUGGUACACCCCAGCUGUCAGCCCAUAAACUGGAUUCUGUACAGCAAACAUUGCAAGAUAUUCCUCAUGCGCCAGAUGGUUCAUCACAGAUCUCUGUUGGUAAUGUCUCAGAGAUGCAAAGAAUUGAGACAACUCUCAACACUGUGGCAAUGAAUGGUGGUGAUAGUUUACGAAUGGACGCUGCAAGUUUAACACAGAAUCAUGGAAUUUCUGUGCCUGGGGAACAUAUGCAAAAUGGAAAUGGUGGAAAUUCAGCUCCUACAGCCAUAUGUGUUAUGAACAUGUCCGAACAAAAUUCUGCCGUUGAACAGACAUUGCUAGUGCAGAAUAUGAAUGACGAUAAUAAUGCUGUAUAUGUGCAGGUAGUGGAAGUGGGGAAGGGUGAUGAAGUGCAUGACACAUCAAAUAUGCCAAAGCAGGUUCUGACUGUUGCAGAUGAUGGGACAGUGGAGAUGGUGGAAGUCAUGUGGAAUGAAAUGGUUUCUUCACACGUUUCUUCAGGACAAGAUGUUCAGUUCUAGGUGGAAUGAGUUGAGUUGAUGUCAGACACAUUUUAUCAAUUGUUGAUAGCUUAUUGGCCAUUGUGUUCAUUAGUGUCCCAAUAUAAAAAAAGUUACUUGAUCAGUUCUUGUUUUAAUUUAGUAAUGUUAUUGAUUGAAAUGUUUUGUUUAUUUAUUAUAAACAGAAGAAAUGAAAUGAAGUUAUGUUCAAGGCGAGUGAAGCUGUGUGUGUGUGUGUGUGUGUGUGUGUGUGUACAAUUAUAUAUUGGCAGCAACAGCGGGUAUACAAUUGUUUACCAAGUAAACUUCACAUUCCUUUUGUGGAUGUUCACCACUGUGGUUCCCUGUGUUUGUAUUAUUGAUUGUUGUGGACACUUAAGACAAGUACAAGUGUUUGAUUCUUGAUGACAACUGCACAAUUUUUGCUUGAUAUGUUUCCAGAAAGAGCAGUGAGCCCAAGGCACUGUUGUGCAGUUAAGACUUCAUCUUAAUCUUGUCAUUACAGGUUUGCUCUCAUUGUGAUAUUGACUGUUUUCUUUAAUAAAUAAAUUGAUUAUAUUUUGUAAA
Molecule: messenger RNA, 2230 nt
Organism: Schistocerca piceifrons (Central American locust)
Lineage: Eukaryota; Metazoa; Arthropoda; Insecta; Orthoptera; Acrididae
Exons: 5
Coding region: 242-1684 (480 amino acids)
Source: RefSeq, a predicted model, not a curated record